Oncorhynchus mykiss (rainbow trout) is the source of this 3066-nucleotide messenger RNA. RefSeq names its product calcineurin subunit B type 1. The record is from RefSeq and is a predicted model, not a curated record. Gene Ontology annotation, molecular function: calcium ion binding. NCBI's taxonomy places the organism in Eukaryota, Metazoa, Chordata, Actinopteri, Salmoniformes, Salmonidae.
CCGCACCUCCCCCUAUUCGCCUUUCAACCUCGCUCGCUCUCUACACCAACACAACCUCCUCUGCGGAUCCACUGUAGCUACUGCAGUGAAUCCGUCAUCCUUAAAGAGAAAAGGCGAGAGCAAGUCAAGCUGGUCUAUAUUUAUUACAACCAGAAAUAUUUCCCUGAAACAGUCUUAAAAUUGAUUGUGCAACGUCGUCCUUUCAAAGUGUUUCUCUUGCGCACCAGGUGAAGAAACCCAACCGACAGAAUGGGAAACGAAGCAAGUUAUCCCUUGGAGAUGUGUACACACUUUGAUGCUGAUGAGAUUAAGAGGCUAGGAAAGAGAUUUAAGAAACUCGACCUAGAUAACUCUGGUUCCUUGAGCGUGGAAGAGUUUAUGUCCUUACCGGAACUCCAACAGAAUCCCCUUGUACAGCGAGUUAUCGAUAUAUUUGACACAGAUGGCAAUGGGGAAGUCGACUUCAAAGAAUUCAUUGAGGGCGUCUCCCAGUUCAGUGUCAAAGGUGAUAAAGAGAUGAAACUGCGCUUUGCCUUCAGGAUCUACGACAUGGACAAGGACGGCUACAUAUCCAACGGAGAACUCUUCCAGGUCCUCAAGAUGAUGGUGGGGAACAACUUAAAGGACACCCAGCUCCAGCAGAUUGUUGACAAAACCAUCAUCAACGCAGACAAAGACGGCGACGGGAGGAUAUCCUUUGAGGAGUUUUGUGCGGUGGUGGGAGGAUUAGACAUACACAAAAAGAUGGUUGUGGACGUGUGACUGACCUCACGGGCCCCCUGCAAAAAAUCCCUUUUCGCUUUCUUCUCCAUUUCUGAGGAUCUGCUCAAGGUGUCAUCCAGCAAAGGUCUCUGUGUAUUUUUCAAUGGAAGUAUUUUUCUCUGUGAAGCCACUUCUUCUUUUUUUCCAACCCGAGCCUUCUGACGCCAACCAUUUUAUAGUGUUAUCGAACAUGAGUUCUCUCAAUAACCCGGUGUAGCACUUUAAAAGCCUGAAGGACAGCUUUUUAUCGUUGAGUGAGUGUUUCAGUUUGGUGGAGGAAGGGUUAGUGUGUUUCUCUUUGAUUUUGAGGCAGUUGGGAUUUUUUUUUUUCAUAUUUAUUUUGGUCUUGGCUUUUUUGGGGGGGGGUGGGGGAUGUGUGUAGUUAGCUGUGAUGUAACUUGAUGUACUUGAUUUCAACACAACACAAAAAUAGAGCAUGAAGUGCCAUCCAGAACAUAUAAUAAACCGGUUGAAUAUAAUGGUAUACAUCUUUUUCUAUCAACAUUCGGUAGAAUUUGCUUAUUUCAAUGUGCAUACUGCACGAUUCAAACAGUCCAAUUACAUUUUCCAGGCAAAUGCUUUCCCUGCUUCUUUCACUCCCAAUAUUUUGAACAGCUACGUUUUUAAGAUCAUGUGAGACGGCCUCUUUUUUUUUAAUAAGGGGGAUUGUGCACUAUACAUAUUUAUAUUGUCAGGGACAUCGAUCAUCUUGCUUUGAAGAUGCAGUGGAGUAGAGAGAAUAAUAUUUACAUUUCUGCACAUUCAAGCUUACGGUUUUACUUCAAGGACAAGGUCUUUUUUUUUUGAGUCACUGGUUGGUUAUGCGAAUAAUUUUCACCUUAAGUCUCUUAUUCCAACAAAAAGCACGUCUUCAUUCUGCAUGGUAGGACAUCACAGGCCAUUUAGAAUAUUCUCGUUAAUGUGUUUUUGUAUUUAUUGCUUUCGUCAGCCAUGUUAAGUUACAGAUAUGGAUUGGUUACAGACUAUCAAAUAGAAGUAGAGAUGAGUGCUUUUGGUUUAAAUGCUUGUGAUACGGUAAAUCUAGCUUUUUUUUGGGGGGGGGGGUUGCAUUUAACAACUUAACUGCAGGCAGAGCUGAGGUAACUUACAGUAAGUAGGCUACAGUUAGGACAUUGAGGGAUGUUAAGUUGGUUCGGCUUAUGAGAGGCGUUGAUUUCAACGUACACAUUUAGCCUUCUUGGCCAUGUAAUUUGCAUCUAUUUCAUGAACAUCUUUUAAUUCGGUUUCUCAAACAUUGUAUGGACUCUUGCCAUGAGUUGAGGUAAUAGUGCAAGGUCACAGGUGGGCUGUCCCUCUUCCUCCCUACCUCCUGAACAUUCUUCUUCUUUUUUUUUUCUUGAGAAGAUGCAACCGACAAAAGGGCAUUUUAUUAUAAAGCUACCAACGUUCUUUACACAGAGAGAGGGGACAAGACAGAGCAGGUUUUUAUUUGUGUCUAUACAUUUUAUGGAAUUUAAAUGUGUUUUAAGUUUGUGGCUCUGCUUUUUUGCUCAACUGAAUGCACCGACGGGCGGGUGUUCACGUGCGUGAUCCUGUGCCGCAUGCGCCCGGCUCGCACCGCUGUUUUGUCUUCAAUGGCGUGCCGCACGACGAUGGCUCUUAUCUGAUCUUAAAAAGCCCCCGAAGUCUUGUGAUGUGCUUGCAUGACAUGGAGGGUUCUCUCUCUCCCCUCCCCCCUUUUUUUUCCUUUGUGCAUGUAGAUCCAUUUUUUUGAAAAUCUCUAUGUUUACAUAUGAAUCUUAAUGUUAAUAUAUUAUAACAAAUGAAAAUGACAUGUAUAUGGAUGUUGCCAAAAAAAAAGAAUUGGUGAAUGUUGAAUAAAUAUGGAAAUGACUCAAAAGUAACUCCACUCCAUGUAACUGUUAUUCUAAACAACUAUAAUCUUUUGGAUAUCUCUGUCACUUCUAUUCCAGCAAAGCUUCACUUAUGCCCCAGAGUAGCCUACCAGCUCUGUUUCAGGGGGAAACCAUUCGAGAUGUUUUUUUUGUUGUAUAUAUUCUUUUCUUUACAGAUGUAUUUGUUAUUAACAUGGUAGUAUUAGUGGUCCCUCCUUUUGUUUUUGUUUUUUUUAGGUUUGUGCUAAAUGUGUCCACUAUCGGAGGAAAGGGAUCUGUGUGUGUGUGUGUGUGUGUUUUAUUAUGGGGUGGUAUAGGGUGGAGGCAAAAAAAACCGGUUUCAGUCUUAGGUUUUUACCUUCUUAUCCAUCUCUGCAUGCUGCAUCUGCUGUGGGAACCAUUUGAAACUUCAUACAUGGAAAAAGAGAAAUAAAUGAUUUGAAAGUUA